Gavia stellata (red-throated loon) is the source of this 1022-nucleotide messenger RNA. Its product is annotated as lysozyme g. The annotation marks the transcript as partial. NCBI's taxonomy places the organism in Eukaryota, Metazoa, Chordata, Aves, Gaviiformes, Gaviidae. Gene Ontology annotation, biological process: defense response to Gram-positive bacterium; peptidoglycan catabolic process. The record is from RefSeq and is a predicted model, not a curated record. Gene Ontology annotation, cellular component: extracellular region. The transcript has 4 exons. Gene Ontology annotation, molecular function: lysozyme activity.
GGCUGUUUGGAGCGUUAUGGGAAUAUACUGAAAGUUGAUACAACUGGAGCUUCGGAGGCAACUGCGAAACCGGAAGGUCUGAGCUAUGCAGGAGUUCCUGCCUCAGAGAAGAUUGCAGAAAAAGAUUUGAAGAACAUGGAGAAAUACCAAGCCAAGAUUACAAAAGUUGGCAACAGCAAGUGUGUUGAUCCAGCUGUGAUUGCUGGUAUUAUCUCUCGAGAGUCGCACGCUGGGACAGUGCUGAAAAAUGGCUGGGGUGACCAUGGAAAUGGAUUUGGUUUAAUGCAGGUUGACAAACGGUACCAUAAGAUUGUUGGGUCAUGGGACAGUGAAGAGCACUUAGCACAAGGCACAGAGAUUUUAUGCGGGAUGAUAAAGGAAAUCCAGAAGAAAUUCCCAAAUUGGACAAAGGAACAGCAGCUCAAAGGUGGGAUCUCAGCCUAUAAUGCGGGAGCUAACAACGUCCGGAGCUACGACAGAAUGGAUAUUGGCACAACACACAAUGACUACGCCAAUGAUGUGGUUGCAAGAGCCAAGUUUUAUAAGAGAAACGGAUACUGAGAUAUCUGAGUAAUUAUUAGAUUUAAGUCACUGAUUGCAUACUUGUCUUCUAAUUAAAAAAAUCCUGGAUUUCUCCCCCAGAAACGUUAGGAAUGGGGGAGGGCAAUGAAGCCAGAAACAAGUGCAAGCUUUCAAUGAUUUUUUUUCUGCUAGACUAAAAAAAAAUAACUUUAAAAGACAACACUGCUAAUAAUCCAAACUAUAACCUAUCUUUUGCCAUUGAUUUUUUAUCUCACUUCAUGAGAAUAUUCAAGCAGAGUUUUCAUCUGUCCUUGCAGUUUCUCAAGCAGCAGAUUAAUGCUGCAAGACAGCUGUAACACUGCUUAACAAGAUUUUAUCUGCCUCAGAUUUUAUCUGUCAAUACACAUGUCUAACAGCAGUACAAAAUUGGUUGUUAACAAUUUGCAAUUUUGGAACCGAGUAUUUGCAAUAAAAAUUGUAUAUGUUUAACUACCAGAAGA